Molecule: messenger RNA, 1174 nt
Organism: Drosophila albomicans
Lineage: Eukaryota; Metazoa; Arthropoda; Insecta; Diptera; Drosophilidae
Product: NSFL1 cofactor p47
Exons: 1
Coding region: 110-1144 (344 amino acids)
Biological process (GO): proteasome-mediated ubiquitin-dependent protein catabolic process; autophagosome assembly; Golgi organization
Cellular component (GO): nucleus; cytosol
Molecular function (GO): ubiquitin binding
Source: RefSeq, a predicted model, not a curated record
UAGAGCAAAGUCAACGUAGACAAAGCUUUUUGGAAACUCAAAAUGAAUAAUUGAAAAUUAUAUAUCAAAAUUAAUCAACUAGUUGAUAGUUGGAUAGCUGGCGGUGCAGAUGUCCAAUGAGCAAAAGCUUGAUAGUUUUAUGAAGAAGUAUGGCGAGGUCGAGGAGAUAGCACGACAAUAUUUGAUGGCCAACAACUGGGUUUUGGAGCAAGCAAGCCUUAAAUAUGAGGCCGAUAAAGCCAACCGCAUUGUACAGAGUACCUCAGAAAUAACGACGGACAAAUCAAGUGCUAAGAACCAACAUUCUAAUAGCCGGGAUGAGCAACCGGAGACGCACAAUGAUGGUGCAUCUGACAGUUCUCUUCAGAAUGUGCAGAUAACGAAGCGAGUGCAAAUCGAUGACUCAACUCCGGCCCUGACCACCGUCGAUAGCGAUCGCAGUAUGCGUACCUGGGGACAUGGCGUAAGCCUGGGCAGUGCUCAUCCCAUAAAUCCCCCGCCACCACGGAAUACGGGCCAAGACACCGACUCUGAGCUGGACGAGAACGAGCAUAUUGUUGUGGUGCUUCACCUUUGGUCAGAAGGCUUCUCGCUGGAUGAUGGCUCAUUGCGACUCUACGAAGUGCCCGAAAAUGAACGGUUUCUGCGUGCCAUAAUGCGCGGCGAUUUCCCCUAUGAGAUGCGGGAGCUGGGGCAACGCAUUGAGCUCAGUGUCCAGGAUCACACCAACGAAUCCUAUCGUCAGUUAUCUCGCAAGCAGUUCAUGGGCUCAGGGCGUCCUUUAGGCACACCAAACCAACAACUAGAACCCGCACCCUCAACCCAAGUGCUAUCCACAGAGGAGCAGCAGCAUAAUCAAGAGCAAUCUGCCGAGCAUGCUCUGGCUCUUAAUGUGCAGACAAAUGUAACGACCAUCCAGUUCCGUUUGGCCAAUGGAAGUCGAAUUGCCGCCAACUUCAAUCGCACACACCAAGUCGCUGAUCUCUAUAGAUAUGUGCGCAUAGCUAGGCCCCAAUAUUCUAGUGUAAACUUUAUGUUAAUGACCACAUUUCCACGGCAUCGGCUCCUCGAGAGCGAUUUGCGUACCUUAUCCGAGGCUGAUUUGCUUAAUGUGGUCGUCAUCCAACACAUUAACGAAGACUAAAUGACAAAUAUAAAAACUCUUUUACAAAAA